AUGGAGUAUCAAGGACCUCUCACCAAGGUCGGUCUUAAAUGCAUCAACACCCCCGGGCUGGGUGAGAAACUGGCGCCUCUCUACGGCAUCUCGAGUGCCAUUGUCAUCCCUCCCAACGCCACCUUGUUCGAAACCAGCGGCCAUACCGGCUGCAACUUGGACAUCGAGUAUCCCGAAUCCCUCAAGGACGAAAUUCUACAAGCCUUCCAAAACGUCGAAAAUACCCUGAUUGCCGCCGGGGUGCCAGGUGGAUGGCAAGGCGUGUACAAGAUGACUUCGUACCACGUGGGAAGCCUGGACGAUGCUGGAGAAGGGUUGGAAGCGGCCAUGGCAAAGUACCUCAAAGACAACCGAAUCGCAUGGUGCGGCGUUUCCGUUGCCGGCCUCUCUGGCCCGGCUAGAAUUGAGAUCACGGUGUCGGCGGCCAAGGGGCCAUGA
Capronia epimyces CBS 606.96 is the source of this 438-nucleotide messenger RNA. RefSeq lists its product as uncharacterized. The coding region runs from base 1 to 438 and encodes 145 amino acids. The record is from RefSeq and is a predicted model, not a curated record. NCBI's taxonomy places the organism in Eukaryota, Fungi, Ascomycota, Eurotiomycetes, Chaetothyriales, Herpotrichiellaceae. The transcript has a single exon.